CUUAAUGUUUAAAAGUGGCGGGCGGAAACUGAAUGAAGUUAGCUCGUCUGGAAGCAAUUUAUUCGUAGUAUAAGUAAAUGUUAUUAUCUAUUUUCAAACAGAACUACUGCAUGACGUUUUAAGGAUUUAUUUUACGUCCAACUGGAAGCUUAAUAAAAGGCUCUUAACUGGACUCUUGCAUCAUGACGCAUGAAGAUGCGAAGGUGAUCCCAGUCCGGGUUGCCCUGCGGUGUCGCCCACUGGUGCCAAAAGAAAUCAGCGAAGGGUGUCAGUGCUGUCUCACAUUUGUCCCUGAGGAGCCACAGGUGAUUGUUGGCGCAGAGAAGGCUUUCACGUACGAUUAUGUGUUUGAUCCUGCCGCUGAGCAAGAAGAGGUCUAUAAAACAGCCGUGUCCCCUCUUCUCAUUGGGCUUUUCAAAGGUUACCAUGCCACUGUCCUCGCUUACGGACAGACCGGGUCAGGAAAGACCUUCUCGAUGGGAGGAACGUACACCUCCUCUCAGGAGAAUGAUUCCUCAGUCGGAGUGAUUCCACGUGUCAUCAGGAGAAUCUUUGAAGAGAGGCAGAGGAGGACAGACAGUGAAUUCAGCCUCACGGUUUCAUAUCUGGAGAUCUACAACGAGGAAAUCCUGGACCUGCUGUGUCCAUCUAAAGACAAACCUGGCAUUAAUAUUCGGGAGGACCCUAAAGAAGGCAUAAAGAUUGUUGGGUUGACUGAGAAGCGCGUGCUGUCUGGUGCUGAGAUGGUGAGUUGUUUGGAAGUUGGAAAUGCUGCACGGACGGUGGGUUCCACGGCCAUGAACGCCGCCUCGUCGCGCUCCCACGCCAUCUUUACCAUCACACUGGAGCAGCGCCGGAAAUCAGACAAAGCGGACUGCAUCGUUUCAAAGCUGCACCUGGUGGAUCUUGCUGGUUCCGAGCGACAAAAGAAAACGAAAGCAGAGGGAGAUCGUUUGAAAGAAGGUAACCACAUUUUUCUGCUCGACUCACUCGAUAGGAUGAAGUCAGUGCAGAAAAUCUUGUUUGUACCAGUUUGGAGUAAAAAGUGCGUGUUUUUGCUCUCAGACUCUCUGGGAGGAAACAGCCACACGCUGAUGAUCGCGUGCGUCAGCCCCGCCGACUCAAACAUGGAGGAAACCAUCAACACGCUGCGGUACGCCGACAGGGCUCGUAAGAUUAAAAACAAGCCCAUCGUCAACGUCGACCCCAAAGCGGCUGAAAUGAAACGGCUGAAACAGCAGGUUCAGGAGCUGCAGGUGAUGCUGCUGCACGCUCGAGGUGGAGUCGCUCCUGUGCUCUCCGGAGCGGAGUCAGCUGAGAAUGUGACCAAGCUGCUGGAGAGGAACCGCUCUCUGGAGGACGAGAACAACAAGCUGAGCAGAGAGCUGAGCGAAGCAGCCGGGCAGACGGCCCUCAUGUUUGAGAAGAUCAUCAUGACAGAACAAGCAAACGAGAGACUGCAAGGCAAGCUUGAAGAGCUUCAGCACCACGCAGCAUGUACAGUGGAUCUUCAGAAAGUACUGCAGACUCUGGAGGACCAGGAGCUGAAGGAGAACGUCGAGGUCAUGAAGAAUUUACAAGAUCUUAUCUUGGAGCUUAAGAAUGAGAGCGCAGGCAUGUCGGCCUCCAUCAACGCCAUGGUCGCAGGAGAAGCAGCUCCUGAAACGUCAGGAAGUGACGAUAAAAACUCUGAGUCUCAGACKAAUACUCCGGAGAACUUCACAGCCCAUCACGCACUGCGGCAAGCCCAGCUCUCCAAAGAACUGAUUGAGCUGAACAAAGUGUUGAGUUUGAAGGAAGCCUACAUGAGGAAAAUGUGUGAGAAUGACAGUCAGCUGGAGCCGAUGCAGUCGGAGCACCAGAAAACUGCCCAAGCUCUGCAGUCGUCAGUAGACUCGUUGCAGAAGGAGAAAGAGGAGCUGAUUUUAGCUCUUCAGUCGGCAAAAAAAGACACCAACCAGGCCAAGCUCAGCGAGCAGAGGAGGAAGAGGCUUCAGGAACUGGAGGCUCAGCUCGUAGACAUGAAGAAGAAACUCCUCGACCAGUCGAAACUGCUGAAACUCAAAGAGUCGUCUGCUCAGAAAGUCAACAAACUCAUGCAGGAGAUCCAGGCUAUGAAGAGCCAACGCAUCCAGCUGAUGAAGCAGAUGAGGGAAGACUCAGAGAGGUUCAGACAGUGGAAAAACAAGAAGGACAAGGAGGUCCUGCAGCUGAAGGAAAAGGAUCGUAAAAGGCAGUACGAGUUGGUCAAACUUGAGAGAGAUUUCCAGAAGCAAGCCAAUGUCCUGCGUCGUAAAACUGAAGAGGCUGCAGCAGCCAACAAGAGACUGAAGGAUGCUCUGCAGAAGAGAAGUGAGGUGGCAGAGAAGCGUAAAGAUGCUCAGAGCAGAGGCACUGAAGGAGCUGCUGCACGCAUCAAAACAUGGCUGCUGAACGAGGUGGAGGUGAUGGCGAGCACAGAGGAGGCCCGGCGCCACCUCAACGAUCUGUUGGAGGACAGAAAGGUCCUGGCUCAGGAGAUCUGCCAGCUCAAACAGCAGAUGGAAGCCGGCGAGAAUCCUGCUCGCAAAAUCAGGCGUCGGACUCUGAUCAUGUCUGAGCUGGAAAGACCGGGGGCGCUGGACACCCCCCUGUCCAAACAGGUGGAGAACCUGGAGACAGAAAUAGACCUCAGGAACGCUCAGAUAGCGGACCUGCAGCAGAAAGUCCUGGUCGCAGACGGCGAGGGUCGUUUAAAACAACGGAUCGACGGCAUCACGAGCAUCGUGGAAGCAAAGUGUGCUCUGCGCAUUCUCAUGUCUGAGCUUAUGUCGUCCAAAACGGCACACUCCAAGCUGGAGAGCGAGCUGAAGCAGGAGCAAGGCAACCUGCAGGACUUGAGGAAGAUGCUGAACGAUGAGAGGAACGUCAUGUCAGCCAUGGACGUGGAGCACCAGCUGCAGCUGGUGGAACUGGAGCAGAGGCACCAGGAGAAGGUUCUCUACCUCCUGAACCAGCUCCAGAACAAAACCAUCUGUGAGGUGUCCGAGGAAACGAAGGAGGAUGAGCAGAGCUCAAAGGAGAGGGAGCUUCUCCAACACCUCAAAGUUCAGGAAGAAGAGCUGGAAAAACUCCGGACUUUAAGUGAGCAGAACCAGAAACUAAUGGAACAGAAUGAACAAUACAGACAGAAACUCUCUUUGCUCAACUUGGCAAGUGAGAAGAAAGUUCUCGUGCCGACAACCAAGAACACAGAAAACUCCAACGACUCGUUUGAAUACGUUCCUCCCAAGCCGAAAGUGAAGCGCUACACCACAGCUAAAGCAAAGCUGAACACAACAAUCACAGUUGAAGAGCUGUUGUCGCCCAGCGAGGAUGAGAUCGAGGAGGAGGAGGACGAGUGGCGUCCUGAGAAAGUCGAGAAGGAGCGCAGGUCCUCGAGGAAAUCUAAAACCACCGGGUGUGCUUGUAAAGGUCGCUGCAGUAACAAGCUGUGCAGGUGUCGUAAAGGGAAGACGGCAUGUGGAGAGAACUGCCAGUGUGACCACGAGAGGUGUCGAAACAUGCACAACCAGGCGCCUGCCGAGGAUCCAGGUCCUGUAGAAGUGGUCUCCAAAGGCUCUGCACCUCUUCAGGAACCCACCUAUAACAGUCCUGAAACCACCUUCUUCAAGCCGCCGUCUUGUACGCCUACGAACAAGGUGCUGAAGGAAAUCGGAGAGCUGGGCCAUCCCACCCCAGAGCAGGUCGGGACAUCCAUCCAGGAGGAAGAGGAGAAGGAUGAAGACGAGGAGGACAGAAUGACCGUCAGCAUCAUAAAGAAAAAGAAACGACUCUUGACCAGUUUUCAGAACAGUUUUUUCUCCGGCUGCACUCCCAUCAGUGAGGAGCCCUAACAGGUCGUUUCUGCACUUCUUCUUAAUUACACGUUUGUUUCUGUUCGUUUUUAGUCGUUUUGUAUGUUAAUAAACUGUGUACUGUAACAAAGUAGCAACUAAUUCUAAUGUUUUUGUGGAAGAAAAAGAACUGAGGAGUUUUGAUGAAAUUUAAUAAAAAGGAACUUUUAAGUGGCUGCACAGAACUUUUAAUGAUUUAUGUCAUAAAUCUGAUUCAGAUGAUCCUCUUUACUUACUUUUUUUUUUUUUUUUUUUUUUUUUUAGUUUCACAGCCUAAUAAAGUCUUGGUCACAACUUUUAACAAAUCAUGUUUUACCUUUCUGUCUGUUCUUAUCCUGACUUCCUAAAUAAAAACUAGCUAUUUGUGUUCAUCUGUUAGGACUGAUCUUCUGCUUUCAGCUCCUUUUCUCAGACAGGAUGUGGUUUAUUAAAACGUACAGGACUACUGAAUAUCUUCAGAAAUGAACACUUUUCUUACCAGUCUCAGAAGGGGGGAAGAAUGUAAAUAAAAUUGUAAAUUGUCUGAUUUAAAA
Molecule: messenger RNA, 4408 nt
Organism: Austrofundulus limnaeus
Lineage: Eukaryota; Metazoa; Chordata; Actinopteri; Cyprinodontiformes; Rivulidae
Gene: kif4
Product: kinesin family member 4
Exons: 30
Coding region: 183-3875 (1230 amino acids)
Biological process (GO): spindle elongation; microtubule-based movement; mitotic spindle organization
Cellular component (GO): microtubule associated complex
Molecular function (GO): microtubule motor activity; ATP binding; microtubule binding
Source: RefSeq, a predicted model, not a curated record